Molecule: messenger RNA, 2189 nt
Organism: Periophthalmus magnuspinnatus
Lineage: Eukaryota; Metazoa; Chordata; Actinopteri; Gobiiformes; Gobiidae
Product: probable polypeptide N-acetylgalactosaminyltransferase 8
Exons: 11
Coding region: 10-1821 (603 amino acids)
Cellular component (GO): Golgi apparatus
Source: RefSeq, a predicted model, not a curated record
AGAGGAGGAAUGAAAAUGCGGGCACACUUGAAGAAAGCGGGACUUGUUGGAAUACUCUUUAUUUUUACAUAUUUGUUUUACUUUUAUGCAUCCUUAAUCCGUUCUCCUGCUGUUCAUCGGAAGGAUAUAGAUCACAAAGAUGGCCUGAAGAGUCAGUUGGACAAGAUUCAAAAUACACUCCAGAAACUAACAAAAUUAAUUGAGGAUCGAGAAAUCACCCACAAGGAAGCUGAGGUACCUCAAACUGAGGCCAAACCGCAGAUAAAAACAGAGAAAUUGUAUCCAAAUUCUUUGCUUUUCACAAAAUGGGGAGAUGGUCUGUCAGAGAAGGAGCAGAGAGAGGCACAAGGGCUAUAUGAAAUCUACGGCUACAAUGCCUUUCUGAGCAACAGGCUACCACUGAACAGAGACCUGCCGGAUACAAGACACAGCAGAUGCCUCACCAAAGAUUAUCCCAAAGACUUGCCUUCUCUUGCUGUGAUUCUCAUCUACCUGAAUGAGGCUCUUUCUAUAAUCAAAAGAGCAAUCCGGAGCAUCAUUGACCGCACACCUAGGCACCUACUGAAAGAAAUCAUUUUAGUGGAUGACUAUAGCACCCACUAUGACCUUAGGAAUAUGCUACAAGAGUAUAUUGAUGAAAUACACACAGAAAGGCCUGGCCUCAUUAAGACGGUGCGCCAUCAAAAGCAAAUGGGACUGUCCCAGGCAAGAAUCUCAGGCUGGAAACGAGCAACUGCUGAUGCAGUGGCUGUACUGGAUGCGCACAUUGAAGCCACUGAAGGAUGGGCAGAGCCUUUGCUGGCCAGAAUUAAAGCGGACAGGACAGUGGUGGUGUCCCCUGUGUUUGAUAAAGUCCAUUUUGACGACUUGCAUGUGGAAAAGUAUUACUCUUUUGCCCACGGAUUUGACUGGGCAUUGUGGUGCAUUUAUGAGUCGUUUAGCCCAGAGUGGUAUAACGUCGGGGAUGAUUCACAGCCUGGGAAGAGUCCCUCUCUCAUGGGAAUUUUUGCAGCUGACAGAGUUUUCCUUGGGGAGAUUGGAGCACUUGAUGGAGGGAUGGAUGUCUAUGGUGGAGAGAAUGUGGAACUUGGGGUUCAUGUAUGGCUGUGUGGCGGCAGUGUAGAGGUGGUACCUUGUUCCAGAAUCGCUCACAUUGAACGCACUCAUAAACCGUAUGCCUUAGACCUCACCAUCCACAUGAAGAGAAAUGCCUUGAGGGUGGCAGAAACAUGGUUUGAUCAAUACAAAAAGAAUGUACUCAUUUCCUGGAACCUCCCUUUACAGGAUCAUGGGAUUGACAUUGGUGACAUAAGUGAGAGAAAGCAGCUCAAAAAGAAGCUGAAGUGUAAGCCUUUCAAGUGGUACCUGGAAAAUGUGUACCCUACCCUGGAGAUGUGGGAUAACAUUUUGGGAUAUGGGACUCUCAAAAACAGUCUUUUUGAGAGGUACUGUCUGGAUCAGGGACCUGUUCCAGGAACCAUUCCUUUGUUGUAUGAAUGCAACUAUGAACAGCCACAGCAUUGCUGCUAUAACACAGAAGGAGAAGUUAUAAUUGGAGGGAUAAAAUCACACACCUACAACAACAACCGGUGUCUGAUUGAUCCAGGAAGUGGCAGCACACCAUCACUGCAAGACUGCAAACUGGCAAGGUCCAAGAAACUGCACAUGCUCUGGGAUUUCAAACAAGGUGGACCGAUAAUAAACAGAAGCACAAAAAGGUGUUUGGAAAUAGCUCAGGGGGAGAGUCUCUUCUAUCAGCUCAUCAUUCAGCAGUGUAGUGGACAGAGCUGGAGUUUUGAACAUAUCAUCUCAGGCCUUUAGCUGCACAAAGUCACAUCUGUUACCCGUGAAGAAAACUCAAUGUUAAAAUCUUAACACAAAACAAGUUGAUCAGCAUUCAUUAGGAGUAUUUGUAACACUACAGCAUCCUGAUGUGUGCUUUCAUAUAACAAUAAAAUGCAUUGUGGUGUUUUUCAGGCUUUUUUAAAUUGUUUUCAAAAUAAAAUACUUAAAGGUGCACUAUGUAACUUUUCUGUUGGGGGAUCUGUCAUGUUUCUUGUUUCUAUCACAAUGUUUGAAAUUUUCCCCAGCAUUAUACCUGAUCUGCAUUUAUUCAAUUACUGCUGUUUUUAUUGCUCAGAAAUAAAAUGAUACACAAGCAUUCUCACUAGGCCUGCCACAAGAAAUAC